Thlaspi arvense is the source of this 204-nucleotide messenger RNA. Lineage: Eukaryota; Viridiplantae; Streptophyta; Magnoliopsida; Brassicales; Brassicaceae. The record is from the annotation of a GenBank genome assembly.
AUGGAUGCCAAGAACACCAAUGAUGUUGCAACCAAGAACUCUGCAGGUGCGAGCAGCGGAAGCGGUGGUUCCGGUGUUGUUUCCGAUGUCAGUAAAACAAUGGUCGCACCUGGAUCUGGCGGAGAUGUACGCAUCUCGAGGGAUGCUUUUGAGAACAAUCCUAAGAAGUUCUUCGAUGAUCUUCACACCAAAGAGAAGAAGUGA